AUGGCUGGCUUUUGCAAGAAACGCAGAGCUGUGGUGGUGAUUUUGAUUUUCCGCCUGCUGACUGCGAGUCUCCAUCCUGCAGAAGGGCUGGACGGGAUGAAGUUCGUCGAGAGUGCUCAGUUUCCAAUUCAUGUUUUUCUUCUCCCCCCACGCAGGUGGUUGGAGAAGGAGCCGCUGGCCAAAUCCAGCCUGGAGCGUACUUGGCUCUUCCACGAGAUUGGGCGCUGCUACCUGGAGCUGAAGAAUCACGAAGGGGCCCGUGACUACGGCUUGAAGUCCCUGGCAUCGGCGGAGAAGGCGGGAGACCAAGAGUGGAAAAUGAACUCCAACGUGCUCGUGGCGCAGGCUGAGUUCAAACUCGGCAACCUGCACAAGGCAUUGACGUUCUUUGAGAAGGCGCUGGAGAAAGCCAGCUUGCUGAACGACGACGCGGCACAGGUGGCGAUCUCAAACGCGGCCGUGGAGGCCAAGUCACUUGUGACAGGUUCUUCGUCA
This is a messenger RNA of Hypanus sabinus (Atlantic stingray), 495 nucleotides long. Its product is annotated as outer dynein arm-docking complex subunit 4-like. Gene Ontology annotation, molecular function: protein binding. The transcript has 4 exons. Gene Ontology annotation, cellular component: cytoplasm. The annotation marks the transcript as partial. The record is from RefSeq and is a predicted model, not a curated record. Lineage: Eukaryota; Metazoa; Chordata; Chondrichthyes; Myliobatiformes; Dasyatidae.